This is a messenger RNA of Astyanax mexicanus (Mexican tetra), 4262 nucleotides long. RefSeq names its product gamma-aminobutyric acid type A receptor subunit beta3 (gene gabrb3). Gene Ontology annotation, biological process: signal transduction; nervous system process; chemical synaptic transmission. Bases 883 to 2394 code for a protein of 503 amino acids. The transcript has 10 exons. The record is from RefSeq and is a predicted model, not a curated record. Gene Ontology annotation, cellular component: GABA-A receptor complex; neuron projection; membrane. Gene Ontology annotation, molecular function: GABA-A receptor activity; neurotransmitter receptor activity; extracellular ligand-gated monoatomic ion channel activity. Lineage: Eukaryota; Metazoa; Chordata; Actinopteri; Characiformes; Acestrorhamphidae.
UAAAACAGCCGCGCGCGCGCUGCUGCUAGUUAGCGUUGCUAGCCAACCGCGGGGGUCACGUGACGAGCGCCUUUUUCCCUUCAGAGGCGAGAAGUCUGUCUUAAUUGCGUGAGUUUACUCAAACUGUGGGCAGCAGCAGCGGCGGAUUCCCACACGUCUUCAUUCACUUAGCCAGGGUUAGCUAGAGCUACAGGCAUUCAUUCAGCCGGCGAGCUUGGGAGGUGAAAGAACUCCUGAAAUUACAUUUUUUUAGUGUGUUUUUUUUCCUCUUUUAUUUGUUUGUUUUUUCUGUUCUCUGUUUUUUUUUUGUUUAGUGUGAGCUGUGAUUAUUAUUUUUUAGCCUCAAAAACGAGGAAAGCUACAAAACAAACGCAUACUGAACUAAAGUAAACACCACUCAAUAGUGGACUUCAGUAACUUAGUGGAUGUAGGAUAUUUAUCUAUUAGCUGGAGUCCUACUAACCCCUCCAGGAGCAGCAGCAGGAGCAGGCAGGUGUGUGAGAUAUAUAUAUAUAUAUAUUAUAGAGAGAGAGGGAGAAGCGAAGGAUGGAGGUUUGGCUGAGCCCCAAACAGCGACUCCCCUACGGCCGGUGUCCAUAGAGUCUGUGGGCACGAUGCUGCGUGGCAGUUCACGAACAGCGCACAGCCAGCGUCUCCAGAGAAGAGCGAAACGAGCGAAAAGCCGGACCGCGACCACCUCUCUCCCCCCCAACCCAGCAGCGCCAACGGACCGGACUCACAAGCGGCUUCAUCCGCACGCAGGCACUGAUGGAGUAGCGCCGAGCGGCGGAGACCUGUAGCCGGGCGGUGGUGACAGAGACACCGGGGGAAGCCUCGCAACGUCCGUUCGCUCACUCAGCUCCUUGUGAGAAAGAGUAAGGAAUGAUUGGGGCACAGAAACGAAGGCUGUUUGGUGUUCUCUCAGUGCCGGUGCUUGUGGCUGUGAUGUGCUGUGCUCAGAGCGCCAACGAACCAGGCAACAUGUCUUUCGUGAAAGAGACAGUGGACAAGCUGCUGAAAGGAUACGACAUUCGCCUUCGACCGGACUUUGGAGGUGCACCGGUUGCGGUUGGGAUGAGUAUCGACGUGGCCAGCAUAGACAUGGUGUCUGAGGUGAACAUGGACUACACGCUGACUAUGUACUUCCAGCAGUACUGGAGGGAUAAGCGGCUAGCAUAUGCUGGGAUUCCUCUCAACCUAACCCUGGACAAUAGGGUGGCUGACCAGCUCUGGGUCCCGGACACUUACUUCCUCAACGAUAAGAAAUCCUUUGUCCAUGGUGUGACUGUGAAGAACCGCAUGAUCCGCCUGCACCCUGAUGGCACGGUUCUUUACGGACUGAGAAUCACCACAACAGCUGCUUGCAUGAUGGAUCUGAGGAGGUAUCCUCUUGAUGAACAAAACUGCACUCUGGAGAUAGAGAGCUAUGGCUACACAACUGAUGAUAUUGAGUUCUACUGGAAAGGAGGAGACAACGCAGUGACCGGUGUGUCUCGAAUCGAGCUCCCUCAGUUCUCAAUAGUAGACUACAAACUGGUCUCCCGAAAUGUCGUCUUCUCCACAGGUGCCUAUCCCCGGCUGUCUUUGAGCUUUAAGCUGAAGAGGAACAUCGGCUAUUUCAUCCUGCAGACGUACAUGCCCUCCAUCCUGAUCACCAUCCUGUCCUGGGUCUCUUUCUGGAUCAACUAUGACGCAUCUGCAGCCAGAGUAGCAUUAGGCAUCACAACUGUGCUGACUAUGACCACCAUCAACACCCAUCUGAGGGAAACGCUGCCCAAGAUCCCAUACGUCAAAGCCAUAGACAUGUACCUGAUGGGCUGCUUCGUCUUCGUGUUCUUGGCCUUGCUGGAGUACGCCUUCGUCAACUACAUCUUCUUCGGCCGAGGUCCACAGAUGCAGAAAAAGUUGGCUGAAAAGGCAGAGAAAGCCAACAAUGACCGCACCAAAUAUGACGGAAACAAGUCUGUUCAGGAGGCAGGGAAUUGCAAGCCAUCGUCCGUUAAACAGUCCAAUCAGGUACAAGGCCACCGUCACUCACGAGGGGUGGACUCCCAAGGGAACAUCCUCCUGACCACUCUGGAAAUCCACAACGAGGUAGCUGGAAAUGAGGUGACCACCAGCGUCAGUGAAGCGCGCAACUCCACGUCCAUGGUGUUCGAUAACUCAGGGAUCCAGUACCGGAAGCAGAGUGCCCCGCGGCACGACACUACCCGUCACAGCGUGGACAGGAACGCGCAGCCCAAGAAAGCCAGGCUGCGCCGGCGCUCGUCCCAGCUCAAAAUCAAAAUCCCUGACCUAACGGACGUUAACGCCAUCGAUCGAUGGUCAAGGAUAAUAUUCCCCGCUGUGUUUUCCCUCUUCAAUUUGAUCUACUGGCUUUACUAUGUGAAUUAAGCCACAGAUCUGAGUGUUUUUUUCCUCCUUUGCAAUUAUCUUUUCCAUUUUAGAGGCAAAAUAAGACUUUUUUUUUUUCUCUUUUCAAAGGACGUAUUUAUUUGUGCGCCAAUGUGGUGAGCGUGAGCUUUUUUGUACUUGCAAACCCUUGCUUUUCUGUGAGGGUACCAAUGGAAGACAAUGUGCUCUAAACUGGGCUUUCUCAUCACACACACCCACUUUCACAUCCAUAUCUGCUUACAUACACAUGUACAGAUGCUCACAAACAGAAUCCAUUUUAUAAAGACUCUUUGUACAGAACUGCUGAGAUUUUGAAGCUGUGGGACUUCCUCCUGAUGCAACCGGACCCUUUUUAAACUUACACCAACCUGUUCAAUGAAUUUAAUAGACAACUUCAAUGAAAGGUGUCACCUGCAAAUGUUUCAUGCCAAUAAACCUCCAUUAUUAGAUUAUCGAGAACAAACCUAAAAUGACUUGUUUUACACCAGAUUAUAGAAAUGCAAUAUACUGUACUUACAGUUGUGUUUUCACAAGAUUCAGCAUUGACGAUUUUUCCAUCAGCAGUUGUGUUUAAGACAUUUAGACAUUUACUGAUGUGUAUGAAUGGAAUUUUGUUUGUAUAUAGUCGUGUUAUGACAUACUUUUGGGACAUGAUUUCCAUCUGCCUUGGGAUGAUAUAGAUGACUUUUCACAGACUUGGUGUGUAUGUGCUUCAGUACAUGUAACUAUCUGAGUAAUGCUUGUGCACUCAUCACAUUUUGAUUCAUAUAAAAGCAUAACUGCCAGUGUUGUGGAAUGUUUAAAUCAGGGCCUGCAAAUGACUUCCAUAAUGCCAACAUAUGCAUUAUAGGGCAACGUUAUAGGUAUCGUACAUAGACUUUUGUUUUAAAAUGGUUAAUUUCUGUUAGUAGUUGUAUAGCAUUUAGCAUGUGUAUUUUUUUAAGUGAGAGAUUAUGACUCAGACAUUUGUAAUGAAUGUUUGAGUCUAAUAACAUUAUUGUAGGCCUUAUGUAAGCUGUCGUAUGGUCCACUGACGAUGUUUGUUUGACCAAAAAUUCCACCUAACCUCUUUUCAUCUUUUUUUUUUUCCAUCAGUGUUCCUUUGAUUGCUGGAUUAUAGACUAAAGGAAAAGUGGUUUGAGGUGCAGUGUGUACCCAUGAGAAAAAAAAACAACAACAAAAACUUAUCUCAGGUUUUGCUCCAAGAUUCUCACGACCCGCAAUGCAUUGCAUUUCUAUUAUUGGCCAUAUGCAUAGAUCAGCAUUAUAUUUGCUGCAAUUCAUUUGUAUUAUAUGCUCAUGUACUCCAAACAGAAUGACUGCACAGGCUGAUUUGUCUUCUUAUUCCAAUAGCAUGGUAUUCUUUAUAUGUAGAGGACUAAACUGAUUGUAUUCCAUCUUGCUUUGGAGAUCACUUUGCCACGAGUCAUUCCAGUGACCACUAACCUUUGCUUCAGGGACCGAGGACCUUGCUGUCUGGUGAGAGAAUGAUGUAAUUUAUAAAACAUGCUCACAAAUGACCCAAAUAUGUUUAUACUACCCCUUUUGAAAUACUCGGUGUGUGCUGUCAACAUGUCGCAUUAACAGGCUGCUCUGCAGUUAUGUUGUGUCAGUAGUUGCUUGUUAUUUCUUUGAUUGCUCCUUUUCCUUCUAUUCUGUGUUGUAAAUAUAUGGCAGAAUAUCCAGAUUUGUGAGCUGUUGUUUUCUGGGUUUUAUUUUUAACCUUAAGGUUCUGCUCUCUUCUGUUCUCCACAAACCACCAGAUAUCUAUUAUUGAAAUGUGUCCGAAUCAGUAAAUAUAUGUGGGGUGGAUUUAUAGGCUAUUCCGAGGACAUUUGUUUUAAAAAUAAACUUUUCUCUUUCAAGAA